Messenger RNA from Exophiala xenobiotica, 888 nucleotides. RefSeq lists its product as uncharacterized. Lineage: Eukaryota; Fungi; Ascomycota; Eurotiomycetes; Chaetothyriales; Herpotrichiellaceae. The coding region runs from base 1 to 888 and encodes 295 amino acids. The record is from RefSeq and is a predicted model, not a curated record. Gene Ontology annotation, molecular function: peroxidase activity. The transcript has 2 exons.
AUGGGGGACGCCGCCAAUUCAACUGAGAGCACGCCUCUCCUCUCUUCGAUGCUGUCGAAGGGGACGUACGCCCCGUCUGGGCCAAACGACAAAAGAAGUCCUUGUCCGCUAAUCAAUUGCCUCGCAAAUCAUGGCUACAUCAACCGCGACGGCCGCAAUGUCCAGGCUAGUCAGCUCAAUGCAGCAAUGAAUGAAGUUGGCCUCUCCACGGCUCUUGGAACGGUCUUCGCCCAACCCAUUUUCAACGAGCACCAGGAACCAAAGACGGUACAAUUGCGGAAACAACCAGGGCUUUUAGCACGUCUUUGGGCCUUCAUCCAUAAUCCUUGGAUCGUUCUGGCAGUGUUCGGCAUGCGCAGACGCGGUCAAGUCGACUCGAAGGGCAAGAAAGUCCUCGACCUUGAUCAGCUCGGUUUGCCAGGAGUGGUCGAACAUGAUGUCUCUCUCACGCGCCGCGACCACCUGCAAAAACAAGGCAAUAUUACCCUUCAACAAGAUCUAGUGGCAGAUCUCCUAGCAAGCUCAAAGAAUGGCAAGACCCUCACCAUGGAAGAUCUGGCGACUUUUAGAAAGCGCAGAAUCCAACGACAACUUGAUGACAAUCCCGGGUUACAAUACGGACACUUGCAGCACGAGAUUGGGUGCGCGGAGAUCGCCCUUGUUCUUGACGUGUUCGGAAAUGGCAAGAGCGUCCCGUGUGAUUAUGCUCGAGCGUUCUUUGAGGAAGAGCGGCUGCCAUCAAAGGAAGGCUGGAGGAAAAGAUGGCUGUGGACCUUGGGGUUUUGGGAGCUGGCGAGCACUGUCAGCAAGAGAAAAGCACCUCUUGACAAGGCUGCACUGUUCAACACUCGGCCGUCAACUUCUCGCAAGGCUGUGAUGGCUGUCUAA